Molecule: messenger RNA, 6654 nt
Organism: Odocoileus virginianus texanus
Lineage: Eukaryota; Metazoa; Chordata; Mammalia; Artiodactyla; Cervidae
Source: RefSeq, a predicted model, not a curated record
AUGAACACCCAGGGUCUCGCAGUCCCCGUGCAGGAGGAGGGAUGCAGAACGAGGUGUCUGCCUUUCCGCCUCUCCAUGCCACCCUUGGAACAGGGUCUGGAGCUCUCCUCCUUGGGGGACCCUGUCCAAGAGACCAUCUGGGAGCCUCCAGAAAAGCGUCUAAGCUCAGGGGCCAAGGCGCCUGACUGGCUGGCAACAGUCCCCCUUGGGGGCCUGGUAUCCCCACCUCACCUGCCCCAGCUCUCGGAAGCUGGCUCCCCCUCACCACUGUGGUCCAUGAUGCAAGACCCCGAGGUCACUCUCAGCCCUGGGAGAGGCCAGCGGGGGGAGGACCGAGGCGGCACCCAGACGCAGGACAUGCUGGUCCCUGGCGAGACAGGCAGGAGUGUCCGUCGGGUGCUCUUCGGGGCAGGGGCUGCCUCUCUGAAUUCCCCUGGAAAAGAGGCCCCCCCCAGGUCUGCUCAGGAAGCUGAGCGUAGCAGGUCCUACGAGAUCCAGGCCGCCCUUCUACUCCGCGGGGCUCCUCUGGUGAGAGCCCAGGAGCUGUUGCCUGACCCGCAAGAGGAUAAGCGAGACCAGGGAGGCAGAGAGAUGAAUGGACCUCGGGCCUUGGGUCAGGAAGUCCAGCAGGAGCGGGUGGAGUAUCUCUUUCUCAUCAUUUUUACUGUGGAAGCAUUUUUAAAAGUCAUAGCCUACGGACUCCUCUUUCACCCCAACGCUUACCUCCGCAACGGCUGGAACUUACUAGACUUUAUCAUCGUGGUUGUCGGGCUUUUCAGCGCAAUCUUAGAGCAAGCGACCAAAGCCGAUGGGGCCAACGCCCUGGGAGGGAAGGGUGCUGGAUUCGACGUGAAGGCGCUGAGGGCGUUCCGUGUGCUGCGGCCCCUGAGAUUGGUGUCCGGGGUCCCGAGUCUCCAGGUGGUCCUGAACUCCAUCAUCAAGGCCAUGGUGCCCCUGCUGCACAUCGCCCUGCUCGUGCUCUUUGUCAUCAUCAUCUACGCCAUCAUCGGCCUGGAGCUCUUCAUGGGCAAGAUGCACAAGACCUGCUACAACCAGGAGGGCAUUGCAGAUGUCCCAGCAGAAGACGACCCCUCGCCCUGUGCCCUGGAGACGGGCCAUGGGCGGCAGUGCCAGAACGGCACGGUGUGCAAGCCAGGCUGGGAUGGACCCAAACACGGCAUCACCAACUUCGACAACUUCGCCUUCGCCAUGCUGACUGUGUUCCAGUGUAUCACCAUGGAGGGCUGGACCGAUGUCCUCUACUGGAUGCAGGACGCUAUGGGCUACGAGUUACCCUGGGUGUAUUUUGUCAGUCUGGUCAUCUUCGGCUCCUUCUUCGUUCUAAAUCUGGUUCUUGGUGUGUUGAGCGGAGAGUUCUCCAAAGAGCGAGAGAAGGCCAAGGCCCGGGGCGACUUCCAGAAGCUGCGAGAGAAGCAGCAGCUGGAGGAAGACCUGAAGGGCUACCUGGACUGGAUCACGCAGGCCGAGGACAUCGACCCCGAGAAUGAGGACGAGGGCCUGGACGAGGAGAAGCCCCGAAACAUGAGCAUGCCCACCAGUGAGACCGAGUCCGUCAACACCGAGAACGUGGCUGGAGGGGAUGUCGAGGGAGAGAGCUGCGGGGCCAGGCUGGCCCACCGGAUCUCCAAGUCGAAGUUCAGCCGCUACUGGCGCAGGUGGAAUCGGUUCUGCAGAAGGAAGUGCCGCGCAGCCGUGAAGUCCAGCAUCUUCUACUGGCUGGUCAUCUUCCUGGUUUUCCUCAACACUCUCACCAUCGCCUCCGAGCACUACAACCAGCCCCACUGGCUCACGGAAGUCCAAGACACGGCCAACAAGGCGCUGCUGGCCCUGUUCACGGCGGAGAUGCUGCUGAAGAUGUACAGCCUUGGCCUGCAGGCCUACUUCGUGUCGCUCUUCAACCGCUUCGACUGUUUCAUUGUGUGUGGCGGCAUCCUGGAGACCAUCCUGGUGGAGACCAAGAUCAUGUCACCCCUGGGCAUCUCCGUGCUGCGCUGCGUGCGCCUCCUGCGGAUAUUUAAGAUCACAAGAUACUGGAACUCCCUGAGCAACCUGGUGGCGUCCCUGCUGAACUCAGUUCGCUCCAUCGCCUCGCUGCUGCUGCUGCUCUUCCUCUUCAUCAUCAUCUUCUCCCUCCUGGGGAUGCAGCUCUUCGGGGGGAAGUUCAACUUUGAUGAGAUGCAGACCCGGAGGAGCACCUUUGACAACUUCCCGCAGUCCCUCCUCACCGUGUUUCAGAUCCUGACCGGGGAGGACUGGAAUUCGGUGAUGUAUGAUGGGAUCAUGGCUUAUGGCGGCCCCUCUUUUCCAGGGAUGUUAGUCUGUAUUUACUUCAUCAUCCUCUUCAUCUGUGGAAAUUAUAUCCUACUGAACGUGUUCUUGGCCAUUGCUGUGGACAACCUGGCUGACGCCGAGAGCCUCACGUCUGCCCAGAAGGAGGAGGAAGAGGAGAAGGAGAGGAAGAAGCUGGCCAGGACCGCCAGCCCAGAGAAGAAGCAAGAGGUGGUAGAGAAGCCGGCCGUGGAGGAGACCAAGGAGGAGAAAAUCGAGCUGAAAUCCAUCACAGCAGAUGGAGAGUCCCCACCCCCCACCAAGAUCAACAUGGAUGACCUCCAGCCCAACGAGAAUGAGGACAAGAGUUCCUACCCCAACCAGGAAACCACAGGAGAAGAAGAUGAGGAGGAGCCCGAGAUGCCUGUGGGCCCCCGCCCGCGCCCCCUCUCUGAGCUGCACCUGAAGGAGAAGGCGGUGCCCAUGCCGGAAGCCAGCGCCUUCUUCAUCUUCAGCCCCAGCAACAGGUUCCGCCUCCAGUGCCAUCGUAUCGUCAAUGACUCCAUCUUCACCAACCUGAUCCUCUUCUUCAUCCUGCUCAGCAGCGCCGCCCUGGCCGCCGAGGACCCCGUGCAGCACACCUCCUUCAGGAACCACAUCCUAGGCAACGCAGACUAUGUCUUCACUAGUAUCUUUACCUUAGAAAUUAUCCUCAAGAUGACAGCCUACGGGGCCUUCCUGCACAAGGGCUCCUUUUGCCGCAACUACUUCAACAUCCUGGACCUGCUGGUGGUCAGCGUGUCCCUCAUCUCCUUCGGCAUCCAGUCCAGUGCCAUCAACGUGGUGAAGAUCCUGCGAGUCCUGAGGGUGCUCCGGCCACUGAGGGCCAUCAACAGGGCCAAGGGGCUGAAGCACGUCGUGCAGUGUGUGUUCGUGGCCAUCCGCACCAUCGGGAACAUUGUGAUCGUCACCACGCUGCUCCAGUUCAUGUUCGCCUGCAUUGGGGUCCAGCUCUUCAAGGGCAAGCUCUACACCUGUUCGGACAGUUCCAAACAGACAGAAGCUGAAUGCAAGGGGAACUACAUCACGUACAAGGAUGGGGAGGUGGACCACCCCAUCAUUCAGCCCCGCAGCUGGGAGAACAGCAAGUUCGACUUCGACAAUGUCCUGGCCGCCAUGAUGGCCCUGUUCACCGUCUCCACCUUCGAGGGAUGGCCAGAGUUGCUGUACCGGUCCAUCGACUCUCACACAGAGGACAAGGGUCCCAUAUACAACUACCGCGUGGAGAUCUCCGUCUUCUUCAUCAUCUACAUCAUCAUCAUUGCCUUCUUCAUGAUGAACAUCUUCGUGGGUUUCGUCAUUGUCACCUUCCAGGAGCAGGGGGAGCAAGAGUACAAGAACUGCGAGCUGGACAAGAACCAGCGGCAGUGUGUGGAGUACGCCCUCAAGGCCCGGCCCCUGCGGAGGUACAUUCCAAAAAACCAGCACCAGUACAAGGUGUGGUACGUGGUCAACUCCACCUACUUCGAGUACCUGAUGUUCGUCCUCAUUCUGCUCAACACCAUCUGCCUGGCCAUGCAGCACUACGGUCAGAGCUGUCUGUUCAAAAUCGCCAUGAACAUUCUCAACAUGCUCUUCACUGGCCUUUUCACGGUGGAGAUGGUCCUGAAGCUCAUCGCCUUCAAGCCCAAGGGCUACUUUAGUGACCCCUGGAAUGUCUUUGACUUCCUGAUCGUAAUUGGCAGCGUAAUUGACGUCAUUCUCAGUGAGACGAAUCACUAUUUCUGUGAUGCAUGGAACACAUUUGACGCCUUGAUUGUUGUGGGUAGCAUUGUUGAUAUAGCCAUCACCGAGGUAAACCCAGCUGAACAUACCCAAUGCUCUCCCUUUAUGAACGCGGAGGAGAACUCUCGCAUCUCCAUCACCUUCUUCCGCCUCUUCCGGGUCAUGCGUCUGGUCAAGCUGCUGAGCCGUGGGGAGGGCAUCCGGACACUGCUGUGGACCUUCAUCAAGUCCUUCCAGGCCCUACCCUAUGUGGCCCUCCUGAUCGUGAUGCUGUUUUUCAUCUACGCCGUGAUCGGGAUGCAGGUGUUUGGGAAAAUCGCCCUGAAUGACACGACAGAGAUCAACAGGAACAACAACUUCCAGACCUUCCCCCAGGCUGUGCUGCUCCUCUUCAGGUGCGCCACCGGGGAGGCCUGGCAGGACAUCAUGCUGGCCUGCAUGCCGGGCAAGAAGUGCGCCCCUGAGUCAGAGCCGGGCAACAGCACGGAGGGGGAGACGCCCUGUGGCAGCAGCUUUGCCGUGUUCUACUUCAUCAGCUUCUACAUGCUCUGCGCCUUCCUGAUUAUCAACCUCUUCGUAGCCGUCAUCAUGGACAACUUUGACUACCUGACGAGGGACUGGUCCAUCCUGGGUCCCCACCACCUGGACGAGUUUAAAAGAAUCUGGGCAGAGUAUGACCCCGAAGCCAAGGGACGCAUCAAACACCUGGAUGUGGUGACCCUGCUCCGACGGAUUCAGCCCCCCCUGGGUUUUGGGAAGCUGUGCCCUCACCGCGUGGCUUGCAAACGCCUAGUCUCCAUGAACAUGCCCCUGAACAGCGACGGAACCGUCAUGUUCAAUGCCACGCUGUUUGCCCUGGUCCGGACGGCCCUGAGGAUCAAGACGGAAGGGAACCUGGAACAGGCCAAUGAGGAGCUGCGGGCCAUCAUCAAGAAGAUCUGGAAACGGACCAGCAUGAAGCUGCUGGACCAAGUGGUGCCCCCCGCAGGAGAUGACGAGGUCACGGUGGGCAAGUUUUACGCUACUUUCCUGAUCCAAGAGUAUUUCCGGAAGUUCAAGAAGCGCAAAGAGCAAGGCCUGGUGGGCAAGCCCUCCCAGAGGAACGCCCUGUCCCUGCAGGCUGGCCUGCGCACCCUGCACGACCUGGGGCCCGAGAUCCGCCGGGCCAUCUCUGGGGACCUGACCGCCGAGGAGGAGCUGGACAAGGCCAUGAAGGAGGCGGUGUCUGCGGCCUCAGAAGAUGACAUCUUCAGGAGGGCCGGCGGCCUGUUCGGCAACCACGUGGGCUACUACCCCAGCGAUGGCCGGGGCGCCUUCCCCCAGACCUUCACCACCCAGCGGCCCCUGCACAUCAGCAAGGCAGGCAACAGCCAGGGGGACACCGAGUCCCCCUCCCACGAGAAGCUGGUGGAUUCCACCUUCACCCCCAGCAGCUACUCGUCCGCGGGCUCCAACGCCAACAUCAACAACGCCAACAACACCGCCCUGGGCCGCCGCCCCCGCCCCGCUGUCCACUCCGGUGCUGUCGGCACCUUGGAGACCUGCGGGCCCCCCUUGUCCCCUGCCAUCCGGGUGCAGGAGGCCACGUGGAGGCACAGCUCCCAGAGGUGUCCCUCCCGGGACAGCCCGAUAGCCAUGCUGUGUCAGGAAGAGGUCCCUGGAGACGAGACCUGUGCCGUGCACCUGGAUGAGGACGCAGAGCACAGCCGCGAGCCCAGCCUGGUCUCCACGGAGAUGCUCUCCUACGAGGAUGACGAGAAUCGGCAGCUGACUCCCCCUGAAGAGGACAGGAGGGACGUCCGUCUGUCCCCAAAGAGGGGCUUCCUGCGCUCCGCCUCCCUAGGUCGAAGGGCCUCCUUCCACCUUGAAUGUCUGAAGCGACAGAAGAAUCCCGGGGGAGACGUCUCUCAGAAGACAGUCCUGCCUUUGCACCUGGUUCACCAUCAGGCGCUGGCAGUGGCGGGCCUGAGCCCCCUCCUGCAGAGAAGCCAUCCCCCCGGGACCCUCCCCCCACCACGCCUCACGCCCCCUGCCACACCUGGCCCGGCCUGGCCUCCACGGCCCGUGCCUACCCUGCGGCUGGAGGGGGCCGAGUCCAGCGACAAGCUCACCAGCAGCUUCCCAUCCAUCCACUGCGACCCCCACGUCGGGGAGCCCACAUCCUGCGGGGUCAGCGGCACCCCCCGGAGGGCCCGGCCCGUGUCACUCACUGUGCCCAGCCCGGCAGGGCCCCAGGGCCGGCCGUUCCACGGCAGUGCCAGCAGCCUGGUGGAGGCGGUCUUGAUCUCGGAAGGAUUGGGGCAGUUUGCUCAGGACCCCAGGUUCCUCGAGGCCACCACGCAGGAGCUGGCCGACGCCUGCGACAUGACCAUCGAGGAGAUGGAGAGCGCGGCCGACGACAUCCUCAGCGGGGGUGCCGGGCAGAGCCCCAACGGCACACUGCUCCCUUGUGCAAACUGCAGGGACCCGGGGCCGGACCGAGCGGGGGGCGUGGAGGACGCAGCCUGGGCGCCCAGCGCCGAGCCCCGCCAGGGCACAGAGGAGCCCCGGGACAGCAGGGCCUUCGCCAGCGGCCUGUAG